This is a messenger RNA of Priapulus caudatus, 1067 nucleotides long. Its product is annotated as peroxisomal N(1)-acetyl-spermine/spermidine oxidase-like. The record is from RefSeq and is a predicted model, not a curated record. Lineage: Eukaryota; Metazoa; Priapulida; Priapulimorpha; Priapulimorphida; Priapulidae. The transcript is spliced from 3 exons. Gene Ontology annotation, molecular function: polyamine oxidase activity. The annotation marks the transcript as partial.
GAGGAAAUGUGUUGGAACUGGGAGCUAACUGGAUACAUGGAGUGCUCACGAAUCCAGUGUUUGAGAUGGCUUACAAGAUGGGUCUCGUUAACAUCCACAAAGGCAAGAGCAGGACGUAUAACGUGAUGGCGUGCACGGAUGUGGGCGGAUUCGUUCCCGUCCCAGUCGUCGACGAGGUUCGGCGCCACUACUACCAGCUCUUCAACGUCGCCUGCCAGUACCACACGCUGCGCUCGCCCCUCAACGGCCUCGCCAGCGUCGGCGAGUUCCUGCGGCGCGAGUGCGACCGCUGGCUGGCCGACAACUGGCCGACAGACGGCGCUGAGCGGCGGCGACGUCGCGUCGUGUUCGCGCAGCUCAUGCGUCGGGAGACGUCGAUAUGCGGCGUCGAUUCCCUCGACGAGCUGGACUUGGCGGAGAUCGGGAGCUACGCUGAGCUGCCCGGCGGCAACGUACGCAUCGACGACGGUUACGCCAACAUCGUCGCCGGCAUCGCCGACCAGCUACCAGAGGGCGUUGUCGAGCUCGGACGCGCCGUGACGCGGAUCGUGUGGGAGGGCGGAGAAGGGGAGGGGGAGGGGGUGAGGGUGGAGUGUGGGGAGGAGACUACGUAUCGCUGUGAACGCGUGCUCGUCGCCGUGUCGCUCGGUUACCUUCAGCGCCACCAGGCGGCGCUGUUCGAUCCGUCGCUACCGGAGGAGAAGGUCGCUGCGAUGUCUCGCAUCGGCUUCGGCAACGUCAACAAACUGUUCCUCGAGUUCGCUCCCGGAGAGAUGUCGUUCCUGGAUCCGACGCUGCACGAGGUACUGAUGCUGUGGGGUGCGGAUGGAGAGUGGACUGAGGAUGCGGGAGAUAGGAAGCCCCCAGUCACGGCCGACAACUGGUACAAGAAGAUUUACUCGUUCAAGGUGGUGGCGCCUAACGUGCUGUGUGGCUGGCUGGCGGGCAGAGAGUCGGAGUUCAUGGAGACACUCACAGAGGACGAGGUCCUGGAGACGUGCUGGGCUCUACUCAAGCGAUUCCUCACCAACCCGGACGUACCGCGGCCGAUCUCCUGCAAACGGUAG